GGUAAUUUUAUCCACAUAAGUUUGUUGUAUAUGAGAGUUUCUUUUAUGUGUAAUAGCUUGCAAAAAAGGUUUCUUAAAAAAUAUUAAAAUGGCCAGUAAUUUUAAUGAGGAAGGUCCAACACGUAAAAAUGAGGAAUAUGAAGGUCCUCGAAUUAAUGGAGUUGCUCAGAAAUUUCUUGCGGACCUGAACGAAGAACGAGAACGCUUAGGUAGCGAAUUUCCUUUAUGUGUUCAAGUCAUUGACGAAGCAAUUGAACGAGUGUACACGACUGGUCGAAUUCCAGGCACUGAAUACUUGGCUGAUGUGUAUAAGCAAAAACCAAUGAAGAUUACUCAAAAAGUGUUCGUUCCUGUUAAGCAAUAUCCCAAGUUCAACUUUACAGGAAAAUUAUUGGGACCGAAGGGUAAUUCAUUAAGACGUUUGCAUGAAGAGACGCAGUGUAAAAUUAUUAUAAAAGGCCGUGGUUCAAUGCGGGACCGUAAUAAGGAAGAAGAACUAAGACAAUCAGGCGAUCCUCAACAUGCGCACCUAAAUAGAGAUCUCUUCAUAGAAAUAAGCACUGUAGCAACUCCAGCUGAGGCACAUGCACGAAUUGCUUACGCUUUAGCUGAAAUACGUAAAUAUCUUGUACCAGAUAAAAACGAUGAAGUUUCGCAAGAACAACUGCGGGAACUUAUGGAAAUAGAUCCAAAAUCGGCUGAAACAUAUUCAAAAACGGUGCUUAAUAAGUUCUCGACUGGUGAAGGUGCAUCUAAAUUUUUAAAUCUAAUUAAGCAUCACGGUGCUUCCCCAGAGAGUUUAGAGGAACAGUAUGAAGAAAUAAUUGAAUAUCAACCUCGAAUCCCAAAGCGUACUAUUCCAACUCCAUAUAUAAAAGUGCCUAUAAAACGACCACCAACUACUGUUAUUGGAUCUGGAUUUAAGCGUACACGCGAGACUGCAGUCAAACCUUAUAAACCAAUAUAUCAAAGUAUUAUUAGGAAAUACAAAUAAAUUUAUGAUGGUAUAAAACCUUUAAGAAUCAAACAUUGUAAUCAUAACUAACUACUAUUCAAAAAAUAAUAUAAAAUUCAAACAAUAAAAUCAAUAUUAUAUUAAUCACUACAUUUUCGCAAUAAACUAAAUAUUGAUAAAAUAAUGUAAUUGUAUGUCGUCUAGAAUUUGUGUGCAAAUAAUAAUAAAGAACAAUACAAUUAAUAAUAGCUUACAUUUUAUCUGAAUAACUUAACAAAGUUUAUAAUAUUUCAAAAAUAUUCAUAUAAUACAUAAUACUCUUACUUCAAUCAUGUUAAUCUGUGUUACUGAAAUAAAACAACAAAAUUGAAUAAAUUUCGAAAUUGAUAAAGCUGUUAUAUGUAUAUAAAAAGUUUCGAAAUAUAAAUUUGGCUAAAUUAUAAUCUAAUAAUAUGUUGAAACAAAGAAUUGUGCCAAACGGAAUGCCUCAUAAUGCAGUUAAUAAAAUAAGGGUCUUGAAAAUCCUAUAAUUUAGUAACAUAAGAGCUAGAAUAACCAUUCUCAAUUGUAUAUGUACGAAUUUUUUAUUAUUUAUGAAAAAUUUGGUUAAAAAUAUUAACCAGUUUUUUUUUUAUAUAGUCAAUAUGGUAAUAGUUGCACGAUAGCCAACAUAGGAUUUAAUAUGAAAGUAUAUAAUGAAAAAAUAUAGUAAUAGUAGCGUGUUGUGGCACAGGAAGUUCCUAAACCACCUAGGAGAACGAAGGAAUACAACUUAAAUAAUCAACAAGUUUUGCGAAUGUAAUCGCCCUAUCUAACGUCAUCGAUGAACAAAACUCGGACAAAUAAAGUUUUGAGAUACAACUCAACGAGAUAAUGGAACAAUACAAUAACAAACAUAAAAACUUUAUUCGAUUUACUUUUGUGCCAAUCCAGUAUGGUAAAAAUUGGGAGCAUCAGUACAUCCCCGACGAUGUUUGAAUGCACCUCUCAGCUGAAUCCCUGUUGAAUAGAGUCAACAAUUUGGAUAUUAUCGUUAUGAAGAAAGAGAUCCUACUUGGGUAAAUAAUCAAGAAGGCGAAUGUUAAACAAGAUCUGGUCAUCUGUUACAAAUACUAGCGGAGCAUAUAACCAAUGAAUAUAUGUGUUAACAUAUCGAACUGAGACUUGCGUCAAGUGUCCUACUAAAUCUUGAAACUGUGGAUCAAAAUUAUGAUUUAGAUAAAUAUGAAUAAAUCAUAUCUCAAUUUGAGUUAAAAAUCGUA
Bactrocera dorsalis (oriental fruit fly) is the source of this 2217-nucleotide messenger RNA. RefSeq names its product KH domain-containing, RNA-binding, signal transduction-associated protein 3. Bases 89 to 994 code for a protein of 301 amino acids. Gene Ontology annotation, biological process: regulation of alternative mRNA splicing, via spliceosome. The record is from RefSeq and is a predicted model, not a curated record. The transcript is spliced from 7 exons. Gene Ontology annotation, molecular function: mRNA binding. Lineage: Eukaryota; Metazoa; Arthropoda; Insecta; Diptera; Tephritidae. Gene Ontology annotation, cellular component: nucleus.